AUGCAACAGAGAGAGAGAGAGCUGCUGGCGUCGUUGCUGCCUUUUGUGGCCUCCCAUGCCGAUUAUUGUCUGUCCGCUGAUCAUGGGUGGUGUGCCUCCACUAGUGACGUCGUCUGCAGGCAUUUCAGAGCACCAGUGAAACACACAUCACGUCGCAUGCUUUGGCAGUGGACAUGGUGUCGUGCAUGCAGCCGGCAUUAUUUUGCCCGACUCCUUUUCACUGCCUUGCGACAAAUAGAUGCGUCUCCGCCCGAGUCAUUCACUGCAGCUCCGUGUGCUGUACUGCCAGCACAAGACUCUCCUGUUGUCUGGCGCCUGGCUGACAGUCAAGCACCACUGCGUUGGGACAUGCAAGGAUGUGGACUGCCGCUCACGGUGUUGGGCACCGCUGUUUGGAUGCGGCGGCCACACGAGCGGAUGUAUUGUGGCACAAUCAAAUGCGUGAAAUACGCGGAGUCACAGCGACUGCGAUAA
Trypanosoma cruzi is the source of this 474-nucleotide messenger RNA. RefSeq lists its product as uncharacterized. The record is from RefSeq and is a predicted model, not a curated record. The transcript has a single exon. The coding region runs from base 1 to 474 and encodes 157 amino acids. NCBI's taxonomy places the organism in Eukaryota, Euglenozoa, Kinetoplastea, Trypanosomatida, Trypanosomatidae.